Molecule: messenger RNA, 1824 nt
Organism: Colletotrichum acutatum
Lineage: Eukaryota; Fungi; Ascomycota; Sordariomycetes; Glomerellales; Glomerellaceae
Exons: 1
Coding region: 136-1680 (514 amino acids)
Source: RefSeq, a predicted model, not a curated record
GGUGGUAUACAUCCCUGCGACUUCUGCAGUGCUGCCUAAAAUGGCCUACCCCCGCUCCAUACAUUGGCAAGCCUAUCUUUCUGUGCUUGUUUGACCGCUUGCUUUGGGUACACGCCUAACAAAACGCCAGUUCUCAUGGUCCAGGGCAUCAUGGCUCUGAGCACAUUUCCCUGCUUCUUGUCUCUUCCAUUCGAGAUUCGGCGAGAGAUCUACUGGCUUGCGACCCUGCCACGCAUCGUGAAUGUUGAGGAAAAGACAGAUAUCGGCUUUGACGAGUUCAGAGAGAUUGUGAAUACACAUCCGGUGCAGCUCCAGGUCCACUCUGAUAUCGAGUUCUUCAGCGUCAAUUGGGCUGCUGAAAUCCAAAGGCGCAUACGAGAUGGACGUAGCCACCGCCAGACGACCUUAGAGGAGCACGGCUUCACUGGCAGCAAACCCAUCCCGCAACCCUGGAUUCCGUCCGCUCAGUGUCCAGAAAUACCCCUUGCAUGGUUGGCCAACGAACCAAAGGUCGCGUGGGAGCUCAUAAGGGAGGGCUACUUAUACAGCAAGGCCCCGAUACCACCGUUGCUACACACAUGCGCCGAGUCUCGCGGCGUGCUUAUACGGGAUGGCUACCGCCUGGCCUUUGCGACGCGGACAGCCGAACCACGAACGUGGUUCCACUUUGAUAGGGAUACUCUCUUCCUCCCGCAAGCCGCCUACGAGGAAGAGGACCGUCCCGAGUUGCUGAGCGGGGGCCCGUGGGACGUGGGCCAGUUCACGGCGGCGGAUCUGCGACAGGUGCACAGGCUGGCGCUGGAGGGUUCGGCGGCUGUGCUGUAUGGCGCGGAUAGAGCGGCGCCAUGGCAGAGCGUACCAGCGACCGCGUCGGUGGCCGUCUCUUUACUGCUGAGGCUGUUGGGGUCUGUGGAGGAACUUUGGUUUGUGGAGUGGACGCGGCGUGAUGUGGAGCAUUGGGGCGUGUUUGAACCCUGCUUGACGCCACUGCGGCGGAGUUGGGAGGUUCCGCCGAUGGUGGAGGGGAGUGCUGUUGAUGUGGCCAGGAGAAGUGGUGAUUUUGUGGCGGUGAAUGUUGAGCUUGUUGAUAUGACUGGGCCGAGUUGCUUGUGUGACGGCGCGCUUGGGGGUCAGUUUCUUCGGUCAGGGUUUGGGGCGUUGCAUUUUGUGAGAUUUAUGGAGGACCGCCGAGAAUCCGGGGCUGGGGCCGGGACCGAGUCGGAGGCGGCAUCUUAUAGUGGGUAUCUGCGACGGCUUCGACAGGUAUUUCUCGAGCGUCAGAUGGCUGGGAUUCUUGCCAAGGAGCAUCACCGCGAAGAGGUGCAAAUGAUGGACGAUGGCAUUGAUACGGGGUGUUGGAAGAUACCAGAGACAAAGCUUGUUCACGUCCUGCCGCGAAAUAUGGUCCAGUAUAUCUACGAGGAGCGCCAAAGUGUCGUGGCGGGGUUGAAAGCAUUGCAGACGGAAUGGGCUUAUUUGACGAAGCAGGAGGUUUGCUCAGUGGGCAUGGGCGGUGAAGCUCUACGUGUAAAUUCUUCUGUUUCCGAAAGGCAAGCAUUCGAGGACAAACACUGGCCUCCAAAUGGCUGCCCGCACGAGGAUUGUCAAGGAACAUGUUAUUUCAGGAGCGUGGAGGAUAGAAUCAAGAAGUGGUGGGUGCAGCAUGGGCCAAGUCUGUGACGCUCCUGGCGAGUUCACUUACAUGAAUCCCGUAGUACGUAUAAAAGCAGGCACAAAGAAGGGAGACUAUCUUGAGUGCAACUGUAGAAUUGGUGCGCCAAAUGGAACUUGCUGAACCUUUGUCACUCUGACGAAGUCUGCGAC